Messenger RNA from Musca vetustissima, 546 nucleotides. RefSeq lists its product as uncharacterized. The transcript has a single exon. The record is from RefSeq and is a predicted model, not a curated record. Lineage: Eukaryota; Metazoa; Arthropoda; Insecta; Diptera; Muscidae. The coding region runs from base 1 to 546 and encodes 181 amino acids.
AUGGCCAGUGGAGAACAACCAGCUGAUGAGCGUAACAUUGAAAUAAAAGCACGCGUUGGUUCUGAUGAAGAAUUUACGCGUCGUGUUGAAAUUGCCCGAAAAUUAACGGAAUCCGAAGGUGAAACAAUUGUUCAACGUGAUGUCUUCUUUAAUUCACAAAGUGGUCGCCUUAAGCUGCGUUAUUUACAACCUCCGGCCAAAUCUCAAUUAGUUUACUAUGAUCGCCCGGAUGUGACUGGUCCAAAAUUAUCAAGAUUUAAUAAAAUCGAAGUAGAUGAACCUGAAGUUUUGGAGAAAAUCCUAACAUUGAGUAAUGGCGCCAAGGGUAUAGUGGCCAAAACCAGAUAUUUGUUUAUGUACGGUCGAACCCGCAUCCAUUUGGAUAAAGUUGAGAAAUUGGGAAAUUUUAUGGAAUUUGAGGUAUGCCUUUUGCCGGAGCAGACGAUCGAAGAGGGUCAGGCGGUGGCCGAUAAGCUAAUCAAGGAAUUUGGUAUACAGGAAGCUGAUCUGAUGACUGGUGCAUAUUUUGAUGAAUUGAAAUCCUAA